Molecule: messenger RNA, 360 nt
Organism: Myzus persicae (green peach aphid)
Lineage: Eukaryota; Metazoa; Arthropoda; Insecta; Hemiptera; Aphididae
Exons: 2
Coding region: 1-360 (119 amino acids)
Source: RefSeq, a predicted model, not a curated record
AUGGCAGAUUUUGAUUUACCUAGUUUUCUAGAGGAAUAUCAAAGAUAUUCUUGUUUAUGGUUUAAGAAGGAAGUAAAUUAUAAACUGCGCCACAAACACGAUGCUGCUGAGGAAGCCCUACUUGCUUUUACUAAAUUAAAAACUAUUAAAGAACUGAGGCAAAAGAUGAGGAGUAUUAGAUGUACAUAUAAUCAAGAGAAGGCUAAAGUAAGAUCAUCCAUGGUGACAGGGUCUGGUAAACAUGAUGUUUACGUACCAAAAUUAAGUUGGUUUACAUUUUCUGACAGCUUUUUGAACAAAAAUAACGAUGGAGAGAGAGAAUCUGAUUCAAAUUUGUUAAGUUUUAUUUUAAUAAUAUAA